AAGCGCCAACUGCUGGAGAUGACAGAUUUUGGCCCCAGUUAUCUCUCUCGCUUCGCCUUUUCCCCUCUGCUUGUAGUGAGAGAAGUUUGUCCCUCUUCGUGAUCUGUCCGGUGUUCCAGAAGCGACGGUUGCUGGUGUAUUGGACGUUCAUAUAUAUGUGUACCAGUGGCAAAGAUGGAGAAGGACACCACUAUUAGGAGAAUAAAAUCCUUAUACGGGACGCAAAGCAAUGUAUCGGAAAAUAAGAAUGACUCUCAGGAUCAAUGUGGAAUCAACGGCUGUAGUGAAGUGAAAAAGAAGCCUGAAGUGAGCUUGUACCUGCUACACGAAGGCGUCGGAGUGGCACUGGUGACUGUAUUUAUUCUGGUGCUGUGGGGAGUCGUUCAUUUAUCAUUACAGCAGCUAGUCAUUGGAAAGUCUACUGGCGAGUUCAAUGCUAUCAGGGCAAGGAAGCACCUGGAGCGUAUCACCAGCGUCGGUCCCCGUCCCACGGGCAGCCCGGAGAAUGAGAUCUUAACAGUUAACUUCCUGCUAGAGCAGAUUGAGCACAUCAAGGCCGACAGCGCCUCAGGACCCCACUCUGUCACUGUGGACGUCCAGCGACCCACAGGCUCCUUCAGCAUUGACUUCCUGGGAGGGUUCACCUCCUACUACGACCGGGUCAGCAACAUCGCUGUCCGCCUGGAGCCCAAGGCUGGGGCUCAGCACCUCAUGCUGGCCAACUGCCACUUUGACUCUGUGGCCAACAGUCCUGGUGCAAGUGACGAUGCAGUGAGCUGUGCGGUGAUGUUGGAGGUGCUUCACUCCCUGGCCAACCUCUCCACACCUCUACGACAUGGGGUGGUGUUCCUCUUCAAUGGAGCUGAGGAGAAUGUGCUGCAGGCGAGUCAUGGCUUCAUCACUCAGCAUCCCUGGGCCAAGCAGGUCCGAGCCUUCAUCAACCUGGAGGCUGCAGGGGUGGGCGGCAAAGAGGUGGUGUUUCAGACAGGUCCUGAGAACCCCUGGUUGGUCCAGGCCUAUGUCCAUGCUGCCAAACAUCCCUUUGCCUCGGUGGUGGGACAGGAAGUCUUCCAGAGCGGUGUGAUCCCAUCUGACACGGACUUCCGCAUCUACAGGGAUUUUGGAAACAUUCCAGGAAUUGAUUUGGCCUUCAUUGAGAACGGUUUCCUCUACCACACCAAGUACGACACAUCCGACAGAAUACUGACCGACUCCAUCCAGAGGGCAGGUGACAACAUCCUGGCGGUACUGAAGCACCUGGUGAUGUCUGAGGAGCUGGCGGACUCGUCGGAGUAUCGUCAUGGCAACAUGGUGUUCUUUGACCUGCUUGGCAUGGUGGUGGUGGCGUACCCGGCCCGCGUUGGUACCAUUAUCAACUACAUGACUGCCAUGGCAACCUUCCUCUACCUAUUUAAGAAGUGCUCCCAUCCCAGUAAUGUGGGAGGUCGUUACAUCAAGGAGCUGGCCUAUGCCACGGCGGUGGUCAUCCUCAGCUGGUUGGUCACUCUGCUGACAGUGCUCAUCAUAGCCUUGGUUGUGUCGCUGACAGGACGAUCCAUGUUCUGGUACAAUGACUUCUAUACAUGCAUCUUUAUGUACGGUUCUGCUGCCACUGGGACGAUGGUCCUGAUCCACACACUGGCCAAGAACCUCUACUACGGGGGUGUACGUCGCCUGGAGCUGGGGGAGCUCUACUUUGACGUGAGCCUGCUGCUGUGGUGCGCUGCCCUAGUCUACCUCACAGCUAACGACCUCUGCUCUGCCUACGUCCCCAUGCUGAUGGUGGCCUUCCCUCUGACCACCAAGCUGCUCCUCGCCAGGGAGUUUAAACUCAGAGGUGCAUCGGUGAAGUACUCUGUUCUCUACCAGCUGGGUCUGGCUCUGCCCUAUGUCCACUUCAUGUUCCUGAUCUGGGUAGUGUUUGAGAUCUUCACGCCCAUCCUGGGGCGCAGCGGCACAGAGAUCCCCCCUGACGUGGUCCUGGCCACCCUCGUCACCCUCGCCACACUCUUCCUCUCCUCCUUCUUUCUCCACUUCAUCUACUUGGCUAGGUCUACUAAGUGGCUGUUGGCAGGUCUGGGAACAGUGUUCACUGUGUUUCUGGUGCUGGUGUUGUGUGGAAUGUUCUUCCCCUAUACAGCAGACCCCUCGAGCCCACGCCCCAAACGGGUCUUUCUUCAGCACACCACUCGUACCUUCCAUGGUCUGGAUGGCCAGGUGAAGAGCAGAGACUCAGGUCUGUGGAUCAACAGCUUUGACUACACUGGCAUGCAGCACAUCACGCCUAUCAUACCAGAGAUCAACGACACUAUCAGGACCAGCUGUCAGGAGGACAGGCCUUUCUGUGGCUACCCCUGGUUCCUACCGGUCAAGUUCCUUGUCAAGAAGAACUGGUACCUCCCAGCCCCUGAAGUCUUUCCCAAGUCUCCCAUCGAGUUUCAGGUCCUUUCUAAAGAACAGACAAAAUGGGGCACAGUGAAGAUUACAUUUGAAGUCAAAGGUCCCAGCCACAUGUCCCUCUACCUGAGACCCCACCAAGGGGCCUCUCUGUCCAGCUGGUCGUUUGGGGAUGGUGUUCCCCAGUACCACCUGGCUGGAGAGUACUUUAUAUUCUACUCCCACGGCCUGGAUGCCCCCGCCUGGAACUUCUGGUUCGAAAUACAGCCUCCCAGAGAAGAGGAUCCGUCAGGCCCAGAGGGAAUGAUCUCAGUAGCCAUCUCAUCUCAUUACUUCUUUGGAGAGGACCAGAGGACUGUUCAGCUAGAGGACAUGCUGAAGAGGUUCCCUAAAUGGGCCUUCCCCUCUUCCUGGGUCUCCACCUAUCACAUGUACCGAUACUGACACCUAGGCCUAUCCGAUGUACACACUGGGAGGCACCUACCACAUUUACCCAUACUUGAAAUACUGGGCCCGUUGUUGGGCCUGCUUCCACACACACAUUUGAGAGACCCGACCAUCACUGUGUCAAUAGCUAACAGGAGGGACAUUAAAGCAACAUUAUUUAUAAACAGUAACAGUAGGACUAGGGAACGGUCCUUAUAAACAGUAACAGUAGGACUAGGGAACGGUCCUUAUAAACAGUAACAGUAGGACUAGGGAACGGUCCUUAUAAACAGUAACAGUCGGACUAGGGAACGGUCCUUAUAAACAGUAACAGUCGGACUAGGGAACGGUCCUUAUAAACAGUAACAGUCGGACUAGGGAACGGUCCUUAUAAACAGUAACAGUCGGACUAGGGAACGGUCUUAUAAACAGUAACAGUAGGACUAGGGAACGGUCUUAUAAACAGUAAGACUAGGGAACGGUCUUAUAAACAGUAACAGUAGGACUAGGGAACGGUCAACCAGUGUUCAGUAGAGUUCCUUUAUUGUGAGGAUGAGGGUAAAUAGGUAGUUUUAAAAAAAAAACUAUUUUUCUUCUCGCUCUCUGACAAACUGUUUUGCAUGUAUGGCCUUGCAUGUUCCAUCUCUGGCAACAAGCACAAGGUCUUCAGCGUCACUCACUAGUUCAGUUAAAAGGCUACUUCCUUACAAAAUGAACCGUUUCAUGUUUUUACAUUUUAAAUAAGAAACAAACACAAAAAACCUACGGAAGUCGAAAUUCGUUAAGAUGUCAAGGCCAGUACAGUAGUCUGAAGGCGAACAGGAUUGAAUUGUUCCAGUAAAGUGAAAGCCUUUUGUGUGAUUUACUUACGGUGAGCUCGCUAAUGUGCCAGGAUAUUUUGACUUGUUUUAACGAGUGAUCGCAAUGUCGAAAAUAGAAAUGAAGCAAUUAACUCAUCACCGAAUUAAUAAAUCUUUUAGCUGGGUAUUGCGAUUUUAAACGUAUUUUCUGUCCAUCAAGAAACACACUGAUUUAGAUAGUUUGGUUCUCUUCAACUCAGUCAUAAACUAAUGGUGCUUUUGACAUUUUCCUCAAACUCUGAACCACAGUGCUCUAACCUCCUAAACAACUGCAACAAGGCAGUUGUUUUAAUGCUGUGGCCCUUUUUCAAAACAACACCUCACCAACUCCAAUUCAUUUUGUCCUACUGAUGUCCCUCAUCAAUGGUACUUCCUGUUAACAGUCAAAUGGGUUUAAAAAAAAAAUCCUACUUCACAUGGUGUGUUUUUGCCCAUCAUGUGCAAGGUGUAUAUCAAUAUUUUACAGUGGGAUAUUAUAAUACUAGUUGCUGAUGUCAUAAAACAGACGGACAACACCCUUUCUGGUGUUCUAAUAAGUUUAUUCCGAUGGUUGAAGCCUGCGGUGAGUGUGUUGAAGCCUGCGGUGAGUGGGUCAGACUCUUGCACAUAGUUCCUGAAUUGACCCCCAACCCGGUUUAGAACAUCAUGGUGUUUGACUGCAGGACAGCAGCUCCUGCGAACACUGAGGUUGCGCAGGGUCUGUGUUCAUAAAGAGUCAGAGUGCUGCAACAGGAUCAGUUUAGCCUUUUAGGUCAUAACAAAUACGGAUAGAGGGGGACCUGAUCCGAGAUCAGUACUCCUACUUUAUGAAUAAAGCCAAGCUAUUUUCUCUGUACCUGCAUGGUGAAGUCUUCAUAAUUAAUAUAAUUCGCAAUAUUUUGAAACAGCACUCAGAACGGUUGUUACACGCGGCUAAUAGUUUACUGUCGUCUCUCCUGCUUUCCACACCAAGCCCCACCCCGUUACUCAAGCAGCACAUUUUAUUUGAUUACAAAAGUUCACCUAAGUGUUUAUCGCAAUUCCGUUUUUUUCCCCAUAUCGUGCAGCCCUACUUGAUGGCUCGAUGUGUUACCUCUGAAGUAGGUAUUUGGGGUUUUGUGAAGACUGACCAGUACUUGAGAUGUGAUAAGGAUUGUUACUAGGCAACUGGGGUGUUGAUUUGGGCAGUCUCUUGGACUACACUGCUGUGGCUAGUACCAGUUUGUGUUGAACAGUCGCCUUGUUUUGAAUCCAGCGAUGCAUCCUCUCUCUCUCUGAGCAGGUGAAAGGAUGGAACCAAGCUAAUGUGCUUUCUAGGUUCUAGAAUGCCACAUGGUUGUAGGCUAGAGGGAUCGGUUGGCGUCAUGCAUCUUAGACAUAAGGGGUUCUUGCCACAUGCACUUACCUGUAAAAAAAAAAAAGGUCUUAGCAGGAUUGUACAGCAACAUUUUGUAAAUUAUGUAGUUAAGGGUUUAAAAAAACGAUUUGUCAUAUCCAUCACUGUGGUGAAAAACACAACCCAGUAUACUCUUAAAUAUGCAUGAUGAAUACAAGGUGAUGUUUUUCUUGAGAGGAAAGGAGGAAACUAACGAGCACACGUCUAAAGACCUUUAGCUAGUGGCAUCGUUUAAUGAAGUUUUGUUUAUGCCUGAACUUGCACCCUAUUGACAAGAGCCGUAUAAAAGAGCCGUAUAAAAGUAGUGCACUAAUACAGGGAAUAGGCAGCCACCUUAAUCAGAGGUAUAUCAACAGCUCAGGCCUGAUGGAUGAAACAAAUAUACAGGUGUAAUUUAAACGUUUAGAAAAUGUAUUGAUUUAUUUCUAUCAAGUAUGGUGGGAUCUGUAAUUUAGGUUAAGAAAUAUCCCCGUAGGUCCUGAUUCUGUAAUUACAAAACGAUUGGUGACUAAUGUUCAGGUUCACUACCCCAAACCUUCCCGUUGACUCAAGCGUACUGUACACUGCCUUCUUAAAAAUAUAACUUCAUGUUUUGUAUGGAUUUCUCAACAUAACUGUGUUGAAAUUGUAAAGUGAUUUUUGGUUUAUGGUAAUGACAUUUGUCAGUACUGUCAAACUUUUCUUAUGCAGUCAUUUAUCAUAACAUUUAUGAUUUUACAAACAAACAAAAAAGUAAUGCAGGGAAUCAAUCUGAUCACACCUUGUCGGCAAUGUUCACUCGUUCGUGGUAAAACGCUGGCUACAUGUUGCUUCAAUAAUGCAUUUCCAUUAAAAUGGUGCAUUGCUGCCAAAACGCGAUCAGAUUGAAUCCUGGCAUAAAUCCCCACUCAAUUCAAGCAAACAUCAUAAAACAUUUACUGUAAAUAUGAUACUGACAUUUCUCGAGCCUCGUCCUUUUUCAAUACCAAUAUUAAGGUGAAACAUUUCAUUGAAACCAUUUAUGGGUCUCAAAUGUUAAUUUUGUAGAAUGAUUGUGAGAAAGGAUCUACUUUCCUUAAAUUCUUUAAUAUGCCUGAAUAAAGGAAACAUUUACCUGCACUUCAGUUGGAAAAGUGGUAACUGAAAUGCAUCCACGUUUGAGUGAUUGAGUGUUUGCUGGGACAUGUUCAAUUUCGUUCGAUGCAACUACAGUAUCUAUGCCUAUUUUAACUGCAGUGUACUCUUGGGUCACUGAAUAAAGUGCAGUUUUGUAUAACAUGUUAAUUAUUUAAAAGCAAUCAUACUUUUGUAAAUUUUUUAUUUGAUUAAUUUGUCAACUGGGAGGGUUACAUCUAACCUUUUCAAAAUCAGUAAUGUAAUCCCAGAUGGGAUUAACAUGGUUGAUUUGGGGAAUUGUGUAACAGGGUAUUUUGAUUACAAAAAUAAACUUGAAAUGAACA
Messenger RNA from Oncorhynchus mykiss (rainbow trout), 6497 nucleotides. RefSeq names its product endoplasmic reticulum metallopeptidase 1. Gene Ontology annotation, molecular function: metalloexopeptidase activity. NCBI's taxonomy places the organism in Eukaryota, Metazoa, Chordata, Actinopteri, Salmoniformes, Salmonidae. The record is from RefSeq and is a predicted model, not a curated record. Gene Ontology annotation, biological process: proteolysis.